Molecule: messenger RNA, 1227 nt
Organism: Aspergillus puulaauensis
Lineage: Eukaryota; Fungi; Ascomycota; Eurotiomycetes; Eurotiales; Aspergillaceae
Product: fatty acyl-CoA reductase
Exons: 1
Coding region: 1-1227 (408 amino acids)
Biological process (GO): long-chain fatty-acyl-CoA metabolic process
Cellular component (GO): peroxisome
Molecular function (GO): alcohol-forming very long-chain fatty acyl-CoA reductase (NADP+) activity
Source: RefSeq, a predicted model, not a curated record
AUGGCUUCGCAAGAGGAUGAGGUCAGGAAGAAAGGCUACGCAACCUUCUUCCAAGCCCACACUGUGUUCCUAACUGGGAGCACAGGGUCCCUGGGAGGAUGUCUGCUGUUCAAGCUGACGUUGCAGCUGCCGACACGGAAGAUAUUUGUUCUUGUGCGAAAGUCAUCGGAGCUGGCAGUGAAGAAAUGGAGGAAGAACAUGCCUGCCCAGACUGAGGCGUUGCUUGCCUCUGGGAAAAUUCAUUUUGUUAUCGGUGACAUAACAAAGCCAGACCUAGGGAUGGAUAUUCCGAACCUCAAGAAAUUACGAGACGAGGUGACCCUUGUUAUCCAUACGGCAGCCAAGAUCUCCCUUGACUCCAAUAUCAUGGAUGCUCUCGAAAACAACUGUUUCCCGGCUCUAGAGCUGGCGCGGCUUGCUUCAUCCUUCAAGAGGAUCAAGCUCUUUGUUCAGUUGUCCACAGCGUAUGCCAAUAGUUUCCUUCCAGAUGGAUAUGUUGGAGAGCGCCUAUAUCCUCACUCUGACAUAGACUGCGAUGACGAGAUCGCAUCGAUACAAUCUUCCGGCCAGUCUACGCAUACAUCUCGGUUCUCGGCCACGUAUACUUAUUCUAAACACCUCAUGGAGCGCUUGAUAUUGAAACAUUAUCCAACCCUUCCCCUGCUAUUCGUCCGCCCGACCAUUUUUGCGCCCGCGCUCCGUCAUCCGUACCCACUGUAUGGUCCUGAUGGCUCGCAUCCUCUUAAUAACUUCGCCGACCUUUUUCUUUCAGACCGUGGAGGAAAGCAGACGUGGCAUGCGGCCGAGGGAUACGAGAGUGGUGCGAAUAUUUUGGACGAGAUCCCCGUCGACUUUGUUGCCAACGCUUGUCUACUACACGCCGCAGCAAAGUCGCGUGGAAUUGUACAGGUUGGGUCGCAGUUGUACGUGCAGCGAACGUUUGAUGAUUUCUUGAAUAUCGUGCGAGAUCAUGCUCCAGCAGAAAUCCGAGAGCAGCUGCCACAGGUCACCUUCGUGCAAGACAGAAGUAUCCCACAAGUGUUUCUUGCAGAGCUGGUGAAAGUUGCAAGCCGGAACUGGAUAUUCGACUGUGGAAGAUCGUUUUGGCUGAAGCAAAUGGGUGGUCCCCUGAGUUUGGCAGCGUGCGAAUAUGAUGCGGAUCGCUUGAAUACGGCGCGGAUCGAAGACAUCUUCAAGAAAAACAUGAAAAAAAUGGCAAAGCUUUAG